UGUCUGUUAAUAUUUGGGCUUUAUUUUAUAGCCUGCAAAAGUCAGCCCAAAGUGAAACCCAAUAAAAGAUAUGGGCCAGAAAAUACUUAAAGCCCAUAGCCGUAAAGAGGGCCCAGUUGUAAAUUUGUAACUGCGUUCUCUCUUUCUUUGAAAGCACGUUAUGCCGUCAUGUGAUUCGCACGUGCCUAGAAAUCGCUGCAUCGUCCGCCGUGAAAACUGAAAAUUAAUCGACCCCCUGCGUUUCGGUGGUGCGAAAAGGGGACGAAGAAUGGGCGACGUGUCGAAGACAACGAUGAAGAAGAGGAAGAAAAAGGGGCGCCCUUCUCUUAUAGAUCUUCAGAAGCGCUUCCUCAAACAACAAAAGUUGCAGGAACGGCACAGUCAACCGCCUAAUGCUUUCAACUUUGCCUCGAACCCUAGGACCCCGUCGUCUCGUCGGGAUCGUAAUGUUCACCCGGUGGCAGAGUGUGUUACCGGCUGCGACGGCGGCGGCAACGAUGACGAUGACGACGACGAGCGCAUAGAGAAGAAGCAUAAGCCCUUGCUUGGUUUAACUUCUUGUCAAAACUAUCCAACAUUGUCCGCUAAUCCUUUACGAAAUCCGGCCUCCAAUAGCGAAGAUUCCGAGGCGGCCCUCAAGCGUCGCAGAAUCGGCGCCCCCCAGUUUGGAUCCUACGAAGUGAGUGAAAAAGCUUUGAAAGCGACAGACACUGAACAUGGGUCGCAGGUGGAGUCUGGCCCCACGACAACUUUGCCAGACAAAAAGUUGCUUAUUUUCAUCCUUGAUAGGCUUCAAAAAAAAGACACCCAUGGAGUGUUUUCUGAGCCCGUGGAUCCAAACGAGCUUCCUGAUUACCAUGUCAUUAUUGAGAAUCCAAUGGAUUUUGGGACUGUGAGGGCGAAAUUAGAUGGAGGAGCUUAUGCAAAUUUGGAACAGUUUGAGGAAGACAUUUUUUUGAUAUGUUCAAAUGCAAUGAAGUAUAACACUUCAGAUACUGUUUUCUACCGUCAGGCAAAAACCAUACAAGAACUUGCAAAGAAGGAUUUUGAAAAUUUGAGGCAAGAUAGUAGUGAUGAUAGCGAACCAGAACAGAAAGUUGUGAGGAGAGGUAGGCCACCAGGAAAGAGCCAGAAGAGAUCUCUUAGUCUUGGCAACCCUAUCGAAAGUAUUGGAACCGAGUUCUGCACACCACCCACUACUCUUGCUUCUGGAUGUGAUGAUUCAAACAGUGUAAAUGGUUACAAUUUGAGAAGAUCACGCUCUUCCUUCAGGCCCUUGUCUUCAGAUCCUCUUGUAAGGACAUCUUCUACGACUCAACAUGGUGAAACUUUGGCCAGCUGGUUGCCUGAAUGGAAAAAUGAAUUUCCAGCUUCAGUUUUGAAGGGUGUUCUUAAAAGUGGGAAGAAUGAUAAUAUGGCUGUGGAUGAGAAUAGACGCGAUACCUAUAAUCAUUCAUUGCCCUCUGGGAAUUGGCCAUCUGUCUUUGGGGACUUUGAUGGAGACUUGAAGCAACUAAUUACAGUACGUAGAGUCAUUCCACAUUCUUUGCUCUUCUUCAAUGUUGAAUAUGUACUAGACUACAUUUGGAAGAUUGCUUCCAAGAAAAUUGAAAGUAUUAGUCGGGAGCUGGGUUUUGUAUUGACACAAGAAAUUGAAAUGCUACGGCAGCCGCGCAUGUUGCCUAUGGAUGGAGGCUCCUUGUCAGACACGAAAACAGUAGCAGAGAGCGCAGGCAUUCUUCCAUGUAAAAGUAUAUCCGGCUCCAACUUUGGUAUUUCGAGUAAUUUUUUGAAACACAGUGAAGAUACCGAAAUCGACAGAGAAAGAAGUACCCAAAGUGAGACAAUAUUGCUAGACAGAAGUAGGGGUGGGAUGGCAUCUACAACUUGUAUACCGAACGAGGAGAAAACCGUAAUUCCUUCAAACAUACACCGCAAUUUUGUUCCCCAUUUUUCGCCAGAAAUGAGAAUGGUAAGACUUGAUAGCAUUAUGGGAGGGACGUCUUGUUCAGAUGACUCUUCAGUGCCUUAUCAAAUGCAUUGUACAUCUCCUGCUCACAACACUGCUUCUUUCCAAAUCCCUUCUGGUGAUAUGGACUUACUGAGCCUAGUUAAAAUGCAAAGGCUUUCAGAAGAUGGCUCACACUCGCAGCAUUCACCGGCUCGUGUCUACGUUCAAGAGUUGAUUGAAGCACGUCGAGACGAGAAGGGGCUCGGCGAGAAAACACGUUGGCAAGAAUUAUCAACUCAUCCUGUGCUGGAUUCGGUCACCUUCAAUCCGGACCUCAAUUUUGGAUUAGGCUCAUCUGUAGCACCCAGUUCCAACCUGCAGAUUCUUUCACAAAUUCAACCAGAUUUAGUAUUGCAGCUGUGA
Messenger RNA from Momordica charantia (bitter melon), 2374 nucleotides. The record is from RefSeq and is a predicted model, not a curated record. NCBI's taxonomy places the organism in Eukaryota, Viridiplantae, Streptophyta, Magnoliopsida, Cucurbitales, Cucurbitaceae.